AUGGAUAGCUACUUUAAAUGGUACAACAUUUCUGAAGCUAGGAAAGUCAGGUUCGCUGAAAUGAAGCUCACUGGUCGAGCCAACCUGUACUGGACCAACUUGGAAAACAUGCGUGAAUCUCGAGGUGAACACCCUAUAAACGAUUGGAGAACCAUGAAACAAGAACUUAGGAGAAAAUACCUACCGCCAUCGUACUAUCCUAAACUCCUAGACAAGUGGAAUAGACUUACCCAAGGAAGCAAGCCUGUUAAGGACUACAUCUCUGCCUUCGAAGACUUCCUGAUUCGUUGCAACGGCGAGGAGUCCGCCACCCCAACUCAAAUCCUAUCCAUGUUUAGAGCUGGCCUUAGGGAAGAUCUGCGAACUGAACUCUUCGCUAGUGGAAUUGACACUUUAAAAGCAGCGUGCAGCCUAGUACUUGACCUAGAGGAGUCCAAAACCCACUCCCACACUAAACAGUUUGACUCUCGACCUAACCCAUAUCAUACUUCCACCAGCCAGCCCCAACACAGACCCACGAACUCGAUAGGUAGUCGACCCACUGCUAGCACAGCCCCACCUCGUCCGGACUCUAAAGGUAAAGCCCCCGAACGCGACGCGCCCAAAGCCAAUUCCAGAACCAAAUGUUAUAGGUGUCAUGGGUACGGACACAUUGCUUCACAAUGUUCCAGUCCCUAUAAGGUUACCAUCAUAGAAGAGGUUGACGACGACGAGGAAGAGCCUGAUACUGACUUAAUUCAUCAUGUUGACGAAGAAGAGGAAUUUUUCACUGAGGAUGAACCUGUCACCCUGCAAGUCGUUAGAUGCGCUUUAUCCCAACCAAAACCAAGUGAUGAUCGGAGAAGAACGUCCAUCUUCCAUACCUUUACUAGAAUUGGAGAUAAGAACUGUAAGGUUAUUAUCGAUAGUGGAAGCUGCAUCAACGCUGUCUCCUCAGCAAUGAUCUCUAAGCUUAACAUUAAAUCUACACCUCACCCAAAUCCGUAUAAGGUUGCCUGGAUUAACUCAACCUCUAUGGAAAUAAAAGAUAGGAGCCUUAUCCCGCUUGAAUUUAAUAAAUAUCAAGAGAAGAUUUGGUGUGAUGUACUAACGAUGGAUGUGGGCCAAAUUAUUCUUGGUCGCCCCUGGCUUUUUGACAACGACGUUCAUAUUUAUGGGAGGACGAACACCUACGUGUUUGAAUACAACGGAAAGAAGAUUAAACUGAUUCCCUCUCAGCCCAAAUCCGACAAGGGUGAACUUAAAACUGCUCCACCUAAAACCAAUAAGGGCCUACACCUUGUGACGGCGAAAGAACUGGAUAUAGAAUUUAACCAAGGAUCCCCUAUGUAUGCCCUAGUGGCUAGGGAAGUUAAUGAGAAUCAAGGGGAGCCUGUCCUUGAAGAGGUUAAGCCUCUUUUAGAAGCUUUCGCUGAUGUCUUUCCGGAAGAUUUACCCGACCAACUCCCACCCCUUAGAGAUAUCCAACAUGCGAUUGACCUAGUGCCUGGAGCUUCCCUACCAAACCUCCCUCACUACCGGAUGAACCCAACGGAGCACACAGAACUGAAAAGGCAAGUAGAUGAACUCCUGCAACGCAGAUUUAUCAAAGAGAGCCUUAGCCCGUGUGCAGUCCUUGCCCUCUUAACUCCAAAGAAGGACGAUUCUUGGAGGAUGUGUGUUGAUAGCCGUGCUAUCAACAAGAUUAUUGUGAAAUAUCGAUUCCCGAUCCCGCGACUAGACGACAUGUUAGACAUGAUGACUGGAGCAACCCUGUUCUCUAAAGUUGAUCUGCGGAUACCAUCAGAUCAGAAUUCGCCGGGGUGA
Messenger RNA from Dendrobium catenatum, 1806 nucleotides. RefSeq lists its product as uncharacterized. The record is from RefSeq and is a predicted model, not a curated record. NCBI's taxonomy places the organism in Eukaryota, Viridiplantae, Streptophyta, Magnoliopsida, Asparagales, Orchidaceae. Bases 1 to 1806 code for a protein of 601 amino acids. Gene Ontology annotation, molecular function: zinc ion binding; nucleic acid binding. The transcript has a single exon.